CUUGUCAUCAUACGCCACCGCCGCCGUUCAUAUAUAUUCCUGCUGGUAGCAUGGCCAACCCAACGUUAUACAGACAACUCUAAACGCCCACAGACCUUCUCCCAUUCACCUGAAGUCAACAUGACCGAACCAUCGCAGAACACCAUGUCCGGGUCGAACCCAAUGAACUCUACGUUCAAGGAUCCUACCGCGUUUCAAUAUUCAUCAGGUGGCACGCGUAGCGACCAGAGCGAGUCCAUUGGCUCGGGAACGAAAGCGCUGCUCGAUACGCCCGUUGACCUUGGCAGGAAGGAGGCUGUAGGAGACCCGAAGCCGAGUAUGGUAGCGCAGGGAGGUGCUACGUAUGACCCUGCGUCGCAGAUGACCGCACAAUCACGAUACGGGUCGAGGAGAGACGCGGAUCUCGAGGAGUCGAAGACGCUACCGGGUGCGGAAGGGCCAGUAGUGAAAGGCAAUAAGUCUGCUGUCGAGGACCUUAAGCAAGAGGUCGGCUAUGUUGAGGGACAGCUCGGCAGCGUCGCCACACAGACGAGAAACUACUAGACGUCCGACUCGCGAGCGAUGACGGACUGCGCUCCACUGGGACAUUGUACGAUCAUGAAGCUGCAUCAACGAAGCAUUUGUAUAUUACAAACCAUCUUGGCAAACACCUUUGGGUGAUGAGAUUUGCGUUGCAUGUGGCCG
Messenger RNA from Rhodofomes roseus, 684 nucleotides. RefSeq lists its product as uncharacterized. Bases 121 to 543 code for a protein of 140 amino acids. The transcript has 3 exons. Lineage: Eukaryota; Fungi; Basidiomycota; Agaricomycetes; Polyporales; Fomitopsidaceae. The record is from RefSeq and is a predicted model, not a curated record.